GAGGAGGAGAAGAGAGAUUGACCGAGACUAAGCUAAUCAACCGGCCGGUGCAACUCACACGAUGAGCAGCGAACAGGAACACCCGGAGACGUCAGAAUUGGAGGAGGAGGUGGAGAAGGACGAGGAUGCCGCCAUCGUGGAGCUGGUGACGGAGCUGAAGCAGGAACACCCGGAGACGUCAGAAUUGGAGGAGGAGGUGGAGAAGGACGAGGAUGCCGCCAUCGUGGAGCUGGUGACGGAGCUGAAGCAGGAAGGCACCACGUUGUUCCGGCUGCGGGACUACGAUGGUGCCGCGUUCAAGUUCGACGAGGCGAUCCGGCUGUCCCCUCGAGCCCCGCGCGCGUACAACGAGAACGACAUCGCCUCCCUCCACAGCAAUGUGGCGGCGUGCUACAUGCACAUGAACGCGCACCGCCCCGAGGACGACUACCACUACCACCAGGCCAUCGACCGGUGCAACAUGGCCCUCGACGCGUCGCCGAGGUACACCAAGGCGCUCCUGAAGAGGGCGCGCUGCUUCGAGGCGCUGGACCGGCUGGACCUGGCCUGCGUCGACGUGCAGGAGGUGCUGACCUUGGAGCCCAACAACGCGGUCGCGCUGGAGCUCCUCGAGAGCCUCCGGGAGGAGAUGGAGGAGAAGAAGUUCUUGCUGGAGCAGGAGGCCAGGUCGCUGGACGACCUCAUCAAGGUCAUCUCCGCCAGCGAGAAGGUGGCCAAGCAGUUCAGCUGUACCAUCGCUACUGCAGCAGCAGAUCCUACUAAGAAGGCUGUUUCGACGGAGGCGGAUGGCCAUGACAUGGAGGGGAUAUUGAUCCCCGGUGACGGUGAGCAGGACGACGAGCAGGCGAGCUACGACGACAAUGACGGGGAAGAAGCACCGAGUGGCCAGACGGAGGAGGCGCAUGUAGAUGUAGGUGAUCAGAGUGGUCAGCACAAGCAGGAAGACGGAGGCAACGCGGAGCAUCAUGCCGGCGCUGAGAACAGUGCUGGCUCUGGAGCGACGAGAUGCGUGGAGUUCGUUCUCGGAGAAGAAGGGGAUGUCAGGAGGAUCGCGCUGCUUCCACAGGAUGGCGGUCUGGCUCAGUUGAUGGACAUAGCUCGGGGCAAGUUCCCCGACCUCAAGGAACUGUCUGUUAAUUUCAAGGACGACCGGGGUGACUUGGUAACGGUCGACUCGACUACGGACCAGAGCGCAUGGUUCGAUGAAGCGAAUUCCCGGUCCCAAGGGCCACUUCGGUUGUACGUAACCGAAGGUAAUCGCGAACGGGUGUCGUGCCCCGAUCAGCCGAUUCGGGAACACGACUCUGUUGAUCCGUGCUUGUCGCACGAUAAGUAGCAGGCACGUACUGUAUAUGUCGUACGUCUGGUCAUAUUGAGUGAUGAAAUGUAUUUACGGUGGUCGGUGGUCUAACUCCCAAAAUGUAUGUUUGACUCUCUGAAAUGAGUAAGGAGAUCCAUUUGUAAUCCAA
Molecule: messenger RNA, 1469 nt
Organism: Triticum dicoccoides
Lineage: Eukaryota; Viridiplantae; Streptophyta; Magnoliopsida; Poales; Poaceae
Product: HSP-interacting protein-like
Exons: 1
Coding region: 62-1336 (424 amino acids)
Molecular function (GO): protein binding
Source: RefSeq, a predicted model, not a curated record